Messenger RNA from Mycena indigotica, 1992 nucleotides. RefSeq names its product Peroxisomal hydratase-dehydrogenase-epimerase. Gene Ontology annotation, molecular function: oxidoreductase activity. Bases 1 to 1992 code for a protein of 663 amino acids. Lineage: Eukaryota; Fungi; Basidiomycota; Agaricomycetes; Agaricales; Mycenaceae. The transcript is spliced from 15 exons. The record is from RefSeq and is a predicted model, not a curated record.
AUGCGACACAGCGACAGUCGGUCAGUUAGACUCAGUUGCAGAACUGUCAAGCUUUAUUACGUACAGUACACACCUCACCUUCGGUCUCCCACCGGGAAUGUCUACCAACCGAGGCUUGCCCGAGUGGUCGACUGUUCUUUCUCUGAGCAGUCAUCGUUGGCACAACUCAACAAAACUAUGCUUGACUUCAGUGGCCAAACAGUCGUCAUCACUGGUGCAGGAGGUGGAUUAGGCAAAGCAUAUGCACUCCUCUUUGGCUCAAGAGGCGCGAAUAUAGUCGUCAACGACUUCAAUAAGAACGCGGCAGAAAAGGUUGUGGAUGAAAUAACAAAAGGCAGGAAGACUGCUUCUGGAGGUAAAGCUGUCGUCAACUUUUCUUCAGCCACGGAUGGAGAGGCCGUCAUCAAGAGUGCUAUCGACGCUUUCGGAACAGUGACUAUCCUCAUAAACAAUGCUGGCUUUUUGAGGGACAAAGGUUUCAAGAAGAUGACCGAUGCAGAAUGGGACCAAAUAGUCGAGAUCCAUCUCAAAGCAGUAUUUGCUUGCACGAAAGCCGCUUGGCCUAUAUUCCGCCAGCAAAAGUUCGGACGCAUUGUAAAUACAGCCAGUGCGGCCGGUCUAUAUGGAAACUUUGGGCAAGCGAACUACAGUGCUGCAAAAAUGGGGCUUAUCGGCUUGACCAAGACUCUUGCUUUCGAAGGCGCAAAGUAUAACAUUCGCGCUGUAACCAUCGCCCCAAUUGCUGCGUCCCAGAUGACGGCGACCAUUAUGCCUCCAGAAAUGCUGGCAAAUCUCCAGCCUACCUUGGUGGCCCCAUUCGUGCUUGCCAUCUCCCACCCUGAUGGCCCUGCCGAUGCAUCUGGCAAGGUUUUCGAAGUCGGUGCUGGCUUCAUUGCAGAGGUGCAAUGGGAACGCAGUGCUGGUGCAAUUUUCAAGACAGAUUCCUCUUUUACCCCCUCCGCAGUCAAAGCCCGGUUUUCCGAGAUCGCAGACUUCAGCCAACCACAAUAUCCAAAAUCCUCUGUUGAUUUUGACGCUCAAGGUUUUGUUGAAAAAGCUUCAAAAGCCCCACCAAAUAAACAGGCGUCUUCAGCCGUGGAUUUCAAGGGAAAGACCGUCAUCAUCACUGGCGCCGGCUCCGGUCUUGGUCGCACCUAUGCUUUGAUGUAUACCCGGCUCGGUGCAAACGUCGUGGUCAAUGAUGUCAGCCCGAAGGCGGCCCAAGGCGUUGUCGAAGAGAUCGCUGCAGCUGGUGGGAAUGCAACUGCUGCUGUUUGUUCAGCGGAGGACGGCGACGCAAUCGUGAAGACCGCACUUGACAAAUACGGCUCCGUUCAUGUUCUCGUCGCAAACGCGGGUAUAUUAAGAGACAAGUCGUUCCAAACCGUGACGGAACAGGAAUGGGAUAUUGUCAUGAAUGUCCAUCUUCGAGCAACAUACAAGUGCGCAAAGGCGGUUUGGCCAGUCUUCCAAGAGCAGAAAUAUGGCCGAAUCAUAACUACCGCGUCGCAAGUGGGCAUGUAUGGCAACUUUGGUCAAGCAAAUUAUGCGACUGCUAAAUCAGGAAUCAUUGGGCUUAUGCGCACCCUCUCCAUCGAGGGCCGAAAAUACAAUAUCCUCGCAAACGCGAUUGCACCGUCAGCCGGAACCCCUAUGACCAAGGCGGUUUGGUCCCCAGAAGCUGUGGAGGCACUGAAGCCAGACUACAUUGCUCCUCUCGUCGGCUAUUUGACCAACAAUACUGAAACCACUGGGGCGGUGUUCGAGAUUCUCGGUGGCUGGGCUGCCCAAACACGAUGGCAACGGUCGGGCGGCCACAGCUUCCCUGUGAAGGGGAAAGCACCAUAUACUCCAGAAGACGUUAUCGCCAAGUGGAAGCAAAUAACUGUCUUCGAUCAUCGGGCAACCCAUCCAAGCACGACGGCUGAAGCGAUGGAACAGGUGAUGGCCAACUUCAGCAAUAGUGGGGAGCCUGUCCCCGCUAAAUUGUGA